ACGACGACUUCUAUCGAUAAAGAAAUCUAUGAAUUACCGAAAAUCAUCGAUAAUAUUUAAUCACAGCGAUAAAUAGCUUCGGAUUAUUACAAUGUGUGAAGCAGGUGUGACGAUAAGCAUGGACAAACAAACGAUCCUGUUAUUUGCCCUGCUCCUGAACGCUUCGCUGGUGUGUUCACAAUGGGUGUGCAGGCAGGACAGCGACUGUUCGAGCUUGUCUGGCAGUUCAUGUACAUCAGGUCAAUGCUCGUGUGAGCCGGGACAGCAGGCGGUGUUGGGAGGCAGUGUGUGUAUAGAUGUGGCUCCCUACUUCACAUCAACGUGUAUAGAAGAUUUUCAGUGUGGUGGGUUAUUCACUGGCUUCGAGUGUAGAAAGAAUGGAAACUCUACAGUGGGCCAAUGCAUGUGCCAACCUGGCUUCCACUACCUCAAUGGUAGAUGUUGGAGGUCAAAGGAACAUGGACAGGCCUGCAGCACUAGUGACGAGUGUAUGAACCCAGCGAGAGAUCCCUUCAGUCUCCAGUGUAACGUGACCUGUCAGUGCGCUGAAGGCUACUCCGAAAGACAGAGAGGCAUCUGCAGGAAGACAGCCAGUGCUGCUGGCGAGGCUUGUGUUCUGAACAGCGACUGUAACUACCCCGGCGGUGUCUGCAAUCCGCGUACGUUCGUUUGCAGUCAUGAAAACGACACAUCAACGGACAGUCCGUUCCGUAACGUUGAAAUACAAACACAUCAGAAAAUCUCCAGAGUCCGCUGUGGCGGAGGCCAGCCCUGCGCGAGCCCGUACGUGUGCUCCGGGCUGGGCAUAUGCGUGUGUCCCGCGGGCUACUACGAGAGCUCCCGGGGGGGCUGCUUGGCCGAGCUCGGGUCGCCCUCCACUCCGGAACAAUGCGUGGGCUUCCUGGCGGAGGUGGUGGGCGGGGUGUGCACGUGUCGGGACAACUUCUUCUUCGACGAGAACAUGAGGGAUUGUGUCAAAGUGAGCCGCUCCCUCAGCGACUCCUGCCUGUCGGACGCGUCCUGCCUCUCGUUCGGGCGCGCGCGCUGCGGCCCGCCCUCCGCCCCGCACGGGCUGAGGUCAUGCGAGUGCGUGGACUCGAUAUGGGACCCCGGCAUGGGCGCGUGUAGAUACUUUUCAGGCGUCGGUGAAUUUUGCGAACAAGACAGCGACUGCCUGGCCGGGGAUAAGGUGAUAGAGUGUGUGAGGGACAGCGACGCCGCCGGGGUGUGCGCGUGUCCUGAAGGACAGGUGGAGUACGAAGGGCUGUGUCUUGAGUCAGAUCUUGAGCUCGGUGAGGUCUGUCAGAACUCUCUGGAGUGCGGCGGGAACCACACGGCCUGCAGCGCCGGCCGCUGCGCCUGUAGCGAGGGUUACAGACAGCAGGAGACCGACGGGAGAGCUGUCUGCUUGCCAGCCAUCGGCGGCGGGUGCGAGGGAGACGAGGACUGCGUCAUCGAGAACACGUCGUGUGAGGACCGCACGAGGACGUGCCAGUGCCGCGACGGGUUCACGGCGUUCGAGGACAUCUGCUGGGAGACCUCCGCGGGCUUCAAUUCUUCUUGCAGCGUGACAGCGGAAUGCGCUCUGCAAUCAGCUGUUUGCACAAACGGGCGCUGUGCCUGCCUCCCCAACCACCAUUACAAGGACGGCGACUGUUACCCCAUGAUUGCGCUCUUCUCUCUGUGCACGCGAUCCAGCGAGUGUUUCCUGGGAGACGACAUCUCUGAUAGAGUGGUCUGCAGGAACGGAGUGUGCCAAUGCGACUUUGACUAUCCUUAUUCAGAGGAAUUAAGGAUUUGCACGUCUUCAUCCACAACUCUGAUGGCAACCUCCUUUGUGAUCGUAGCUGCAAUACUAUCAAUACUAGUUCAAUAAAUAAUAAUGUAUUUUUAAUAUAUAAAUAUAAGAAAAAAAAAA
Messenger RNA from Danaus plexippus (monarch butterfly), 1918 nucleotides. Its product is annotated as multiple epidermal growth factor-like domains protein 6. The record is from RefSeq and is a predicted model, not a curated record. Bases 92 to 1876 code for a protein of 594 amino acids. NCBI's taxonomy places the organism in Eukaryota, Metazoa, Arthropoda, Insecta, Lepidoptera, Nymphalidae. The transcript has 14 exons.